Microcebus murinus (gray mouse lemur) is the source of this 505-nucleotide messenger RNA. It is a transcript of the gene PIGBOS1, whose product is annotated as PIGB opposite strand 1. NCBI's taxonomy places the organism in Eukaryota, Metazoa, Chordata, Mammalia, Primates, Cheirogaleidae. The record is from RefSeq and is a predicted model, not a curated record.
GAGCGGAAGUAGCUGGGAAAGGGCAAAAGCCUUACUCGUGAUCUCCUGGGUUGCACGCUGCUGGGUUAGUCUUCGCCGCUACGCUCGGCUCGGGCUCGUGUGCACGUUCCCUUUGGGCGUUUUGGCUGUGUGGUCUCUGUGUUCCUUGUCCGGAGCCUGCCAUCUGAAGAGAUUGCCUGGAUGCGGAGUGUGACUUUCCAAAACCACCUUUGUCUUAUGCUGUGUUUGCUGCAACAAUGUUUAAGAGAUUGACUCUUCCAGAACUGCUUUUUGCUAGCAUCCUUGGAAUUGCUUCAGGAGUAUAUAUUUUUCAGCCAGUAUUUGAACAGUAUUCCAGAGAUCAGAAGGAAUUAAAAGAAAAGUUGCAAUUGGCACAAGAAUCAGAAAAGAAGAAGAGUUAAUACUACAUAGAGUUGAACUGUAAUGAUUACUUAAAGUUCCAUUGAAAUUAUAUAUUGACUAUAAUCUAAUAAAAACAGAUAUAUUUUAAAUAUAAAUAAAUCAU